AUGUUUGCAGAAAAUCAUGUCAAGAUAGCCAGUUUGAUUGGGAGAGCCAAGGAGAAGAUUGAGACAAUGAUGCACCAUGAGAAGUCGCCGAAGAAUCAUGAUAAAGAAACACACGAGAAGUCACCAAAGCAUCAUACCAAAGAAACUCACGGAAGGAGUGAUGACAUUGACGAGAGUAUCCCAAUCAAUCAUGUUAAGGGUCCGAAUGUUUUUGAAAGAGCAAAGGAGGAAUUUGAGGCCAUUGUCGAAGCGAUCCAUCCCAAGAAAGAAGAGAAAAAUCCGGUUUCCACACCUAAGAAGGAAGGUGGGUUUGGGGCGUCAAUAGGAAGAGGUUUGGAGAAGGUGUGCUCCCCUCAUGGAAACAAAGAUUAG
This is a messenger RNA of Pyrus x bretschneideri (Chinese white pear), 372 nucleotides long. RefSeq lists its product as uncharacterized. Lineage: Eukaryota; Viridiplantae; Streptophyta; Magnoliopsida; Rosales; Rosaceae. Bases 1 to 372 code for a protein of 123 amino acids. The record is from RefSeq and is a predicted model, not a curated record. The transcript has a single exon.